UCAGUGCAACGCGAAAGUUGGCUGCAGCAGCAAGGCAGAAUGCGGCCUGACCGCCUCCUGCGCUGCAGAAUUGAGAUCCAAGGUAAACUGUGAACAACCCCAGAGUCCGGUUUGCCAGUGCGGGUUAUUUCGUGCGCUCCACUCCCCCCCCUCGGGGCAGGAGCGACAGUUUACGUCGGGCGGAAACAAAGGGUGGGGCAGGAAACAAAGGGUGGGGCAGGAAAAGCGAUAAAUUUAACACUAUUCCGCGUUCAGGAGCCUCUUCUUUCUGCGGUGCUGAACUAGGGCUCCACGCUGUUGCAUUUCCAUUCUAGGGGUAGCUACUUCUGCAUAAAAGGUGGAAGAAGCAGCCCGGACUUUUCGGCUGAUUGUAGCUGUUGAACACAAGACAGGAAAGCGCAGAGGCUGCGGGGAGGAACUGCAGAGUAACUGAAGCAGACCUGCCAGUGGGUUUCUGCUCCAUGUAACAGCAAAGGCUCAGUAGCCUUACGAUAGACCAACGUGUGGCUGAGAAGCUUCAGACUCUCUCCAAAUAUUUUGAAUUAGAGAAGAAGAAAUGAAUUUUGCAUAUGCUGCUGAAACCUUGAGUGUCAUAUUUGAUUGGGACUAUGUUCUGUGGGAAGUUCGUUUGAAGUUAGUGGCAGCUGGAUUUUUCUUCUACCUCAUUGUAUUUCUUCUAGCUCACUGGCUGGCCUCAUGGAUCAGUGCCAGUUAUCGCACUUUGUCAGGGAAGGACAAAGUCUUCUCGAAUAUAGCUAUCACUCGUGGCCUGCUUGGAAUUCAGAGUUGUGUAGCUGGGUUGUGGGCCUUGCUCAUAGAUCCAGUUUUCCAAGCUGACAAAGUAUAUUCACAGCAAAAGUGGAGUUGGUUUCAUUGCUUACUAACCUCUGGCUUCAUCUUGUUUGAAAAUGUAGUUGUUCAUGUGUCUAAUAUUGUUUUCAGGACAUGUGAUGUGUUCUUGGUAGUUCAUCAUUUAUUUGCCUUUGGUGGGCUUCUUGGUCUGAUAAUUAACAUAAAAUCUGGACACUAUCUACCCCUGAUGGGACUGCUACUUGAGAUGAGCACUCCUUCAAUCUGCAUGUACUGGCUGCUUCGAAGGACUGGCUAUGCUAAGACCCUUUUAUGGAAGGCAAACCAAUGGGUACUGAUCCAUAUGCAACACUGCCGCAUGGUCCUUAUUUAUCACAUGUGGUGGGUGUGUAUUUCCAAUUGGAAUGGUGUAGUGGAAAAUCUGGGACUUCCACAUUUUAUCGUCUUUUUCGUGGGGUUAAGUACACUUACAUUAAUACUUAAUCCGUACUGGAUAUACAGAUCAACUCAGCGGCUCUUUGGUCCAGUGGACUGGAACUUUUCAUUUUUCACUGCUGUUUCUGGAUCCUCUGGAAAAUUAAAUAGUGAAACAUUCCAAAAGAAGAUGAUAUAGUGUUGCAACAGUUAUUGGGAUAAUAGUAAAGUAUGGCCAGAAGAAUAUGGUGCAGGUUUACUACUGAGUCCAUGAAAACAGAAUUGCUUACAAGAAGUCUAUGAAUAUAUUGAUCGCUUUGUAGAUUGCUAUUAGUGCACUAUACUCAUUUAUCAAAAGUGUUUUAAAAUUGUGUCUAUAUUUAAAAUACACACACACAAUCUUUGACUCAGUCAGGAUUCAUGUCAGAGCAUUAUGUAAUAAAAUCUUAUUUUUGGGAAAGUGGCAAGUUAGUGAUAGGUAAGGGAGGCAUUGUUUGAUUUGUAAAAAUCUAGAGAAUCAUAAUUUCAAUGGUGUCACCCUCUGCAAUGUGGCAGGGUGGGUCUCACUGGCACCUGCUUGCCCCAUCUCUGGGUCUCCUGUUAGUGGAAAUUCUGAUAAUAUAACUGUCAGAAAUUGGUCAAGCUGGGUAUUAUUCAAAAGCCCUUUCUCCCAUGAACACAGUGGUACGAAGCAUGACCAACCCAAAACAAUUAUGUAGAUAGUUCAUUAUUUUCUAUAAUAUAUAUAUCCCCUUUUUUUAAUUAUUCUUGAAUACAGAAAUGCAUUGUUAACAUGAAAAAAACACAUUGACCUUUGGUAAUCCCAGGGAGCUUAACUUUGACAUGUAGGACUGAAAACAUUUAUUCGUCAAAGUCAUCAUCAGGGUCAUCUCCAUCUAUGGCUCCACUGCUAGACAUGUUGUCACAUUGAUCCUCAUCAGUGUCACACUAACACAUCUCUGUAUAAGGCAGAUGGCUAGCCAGACAUUUGUGAGACAGUGAGCAUCUGGUCUUUGCACAUGAUAUUUUGAUUAGCAGAAGGAUUGAUUUGGGAGUGCAUGGUGUUUCCUGCAUAAUUGGUGUGAUCAGUCUAUCCUCCAAGACCCAUCUGUGCCUAGUGGGGGAGGGUAGUUUUGGAUGCACUCGAUCAUCCUGGAGCUAUUCCAUUGCUUGAUAGUAGGUGUAAAUGCAUUUCUUGUCAAUGGCAAUAUUUGUUUGUCUGCUGCUUGGAAAACAUCCACCUAUGUAGCUCUGAAAGUGUCAUAAGUUGGUUUUCAAAUGGUAAACUCAGCAUAUGAACGCCUGUAGCGCGCUUGUGACCUCAACAGUGACCGUCUGAGCACCUUGAGAGCGAGGAGAGAGUCUUCAGAGGCUGAAUGAAAUGCCUUCCUGUAAAAUAAUUUGGUCUUUCCAGCCAACCUUCCAGUACGGUCACAUUCUGAAAAGGUAUGGAAACCUGGCAGUGCGGCUGUUGAACAGGCCUGCAGAGACCCAUGUCAUUUUCAUUCAGUUCUGAAGAUGUAUUUGUUCAUGUGUUCCAGCUGCAUAAGGAAUGUUAACUGAACUGAGUGAUCUGUGGAGCUAGCAUGUAUGACUGCCAGCAAUCAUACUCGGGUCAUUCACUCAGGCACGUUGUGUAGUGCCAAGUUAAAGGCUGACCAUGUUGGAAUGUAUCCGUCUCCUGGAAUGUGUGGUAUGGUAUGUCUGGGGUGUUUGGAUCAUUUGAAGGUCCAUGUUCAGUCUCUUCAGCAAAGCAGUACUUAAUGAAUCCGGUCUUGAUUUUAGCACUUGGAGGGGCUGGGAUUUGCUGUAGUGCUGGGGGAUGCAAAACGAUAUAAGAAGGGUGGGCCCUAAUGGGCUUACGCAGCUGGAUAGAUAUCUUAACGGAGCUGUGCAGCUCUCUCCUACUUUUUUUGUUUUAAACUAUAAAUAGGGUUUUGUAAAUCUGAGAUCAUAAAACUUUCUAUGAACAGAAUAGUUUGUAUUACACUGAUUUUUGAAUUUUCAAUUAAAAGCUUUUUUUUUUUUAAGGAAAAAGUAGGGAAAGGAAACUUAAAAUACUCCCAAGCCAGUGUAAGCUGCUCAGGGCAGGAACCUUGUUAUAUCUUAUGCCUUCUAAAGCAUGGGUCAGCAACAUUCGGCACAUGGCCCAUCAGGGUAGUCCGCUGGUGGGCUGCGAGACAUUUUGUUUACAUUGACCGUCCAGAGGCACGGCUCCCUGCAGCUCCCAGUGGCAGCGGAUUGCUGUUCCCAGCCAAUGGGAGCUGUGGAAAGCGGCGUGGGCCGCAGGGAUGUGCUGGCCACCGUUUAACACAGCUCCCAUUGGCCAGGAAUGGCGAACUGCAGCCACUGGGAGCUGCAGGGGGCCGUACCUGUAGAUGGUCAACAUAAACAAAAUGUCUCGCGGCCCACCAGUGAAUUACUCUGAUGGGCCACGUGCCGAAGAUGGCUGACCCCUAUUUUAAAGCAUCCUGUACAACAGUAGUAUUUAGUGAAUAAUACUGUUAACCUACCAGUGUUUUAGUGCAAAGGAACCAGAAAGUGAAGUUGAUAUGUACCUAAACUUAAUUCUUAUUUUGGAGAGGGAUGUGUUCUUUGGUCUUGUGAAAAAUGUAGCUAGAGCAUUACUUUUAUCAGUGUUUCUCAGGCUGCUUGUGGUGUUUCUCAACCUUUGGAUUUGAAAAAAAAAAAUUGUGACACCCCCCCACCUGAAAUAUCAUUUAGUAAAUUAUGAAUAAUACUCGGGGGGGGUGUGUGGCAAUAAUUGCCCGGGGCCACAGGAUGCCCCAUGAAUCUAAGUUACAUGCUUCAGCCCCGGGAGGUGGGGCUUGGGCUCUGUCUUGACCCUUAGGUGAUGGGGCAGAAGCCGAAGCCUGAGCCCCACCUCCUGGGGUGUAACUUAGCUUGUAACUUUGCUUCCUAGGGCCCCUUGUGCCGAGGGGCCUAGGGCAAUUGCCCUGCUUCUCUCCUGCAAUACCAGCCCUGCACUUACGACCCCCCGCUCCCAAUAACUCAUCUCAUUACCCUGACCCACAGGUUGAGAAAUGCUGAUUUUUGUUAAUGUGACUUUCACCUUGAUAGUGUGUCUUGAGCACCCAGAUAUCAUGGGUAUAGUAUAAGAAGCUGGAUCAAACUCAUUUACAUUAUUUGAAGAGGGGUGGCAGGAAAGGAGAGAGGUUCAGAACUUAUUAAAGGGAAGUUCUACUGGUCUGUAUCCCUCCAAAAAUUAUAAUCUCAUCAAGUAAAUUUAAGUGUACAAAAUCACCUUUAUAUACAAGUAAGGGCUUGUCUUCACUACCGGGGAGAUCUAUGCUGCUGCAAUCAAUGCAGCGUGUGUUGAUUUAGCAGGUCUAGUGAAGAUCCGCCAAAUCAACGACAGAGCACUCUCUGGUUGACCCUGGUACUCCAGUUCCCUGCGAAGAGUAAGGUGUACUCCUGGGGGAAUUCUGCGCCACUGAGCAUGCGCAGAAUUUAUGUCCCCUGCAGAUUUCUUUGCUUCCCCACAGACUUUCUGAUGGGGAAACAAAAGGAAGCCAAAAGAGCGGUCAUGUGACCCUCCCCAGCAAUAUGUUUCAGGUGCCAAGGCAGCCGGCAGAGAGGUGAACCACUGUGGGGCAGAAGGCGGGACUGGCAUGGUGGCUCGUACUUGCACUAGGGUCAGCUGCUAGUCCCAGAUUGGCUAGGGAGGACGGGACUUCCUCUUCCCCUGUACGGCAUCCGGGGCUGUGUCAGACCCACUCCCAGAUUUCUCUCCCAGCUGUAGGAAGCUCUGCAAACUCCCGCCCUGCGCUUCCUGCACCAUCCCUCCUCAGCUGUAGGGGGAAGGAUGGCUGUACAGGGAUCUGCUCCCCCAGCUGCACAAUCCCCAUGCCCCAGACCUGCUCAUACCCAAACCCUCCUGCUGAGCCUUACCCCCUCCCCCACACCCAGAACCUCCGACAAGCCCCGCACUCAGAUCCCCAAUGUACAAAGCUCCAACCAGCUGCACCUAGAUCCCCAUCCCACUGAACCCCACUCCUGCAGCAUCUGAAUCCCAUCACCAAUGAGCCCCCCACACCCAGACACCCCUCCUGCUGAGCCCCAACUAUCUUCACCUGGACCCACCUGCAGAGUCCCGUUGCACCCAGAACCCCCCAACAAGCCCCUGUGCAUCCAGAUCCCCCCUACACACACACAUCCGGAUCCCCCACUGAGCUGCCCACACCCAGAUUGCCCCACACAGAACCCUCUCAACCCCCACCCCCAAGUACCUCCACACUUGGAUCCUGCCUUGCUGAGCCUGCGUGCCCACACCUGGUGCACCUGGCAUGGAGGGGCAUGGCUCCUGGGUGUUUCUGGGACAGGCCUGGCCCUUGCACUUUGUCAGGGUUGGGUGCAGCCUCACUGCUGAGUACGUGUCCCCCCACCUCUGUGUACCCAGUGGCCUGUGCUCCCCAAUGCCAUGAUGGAGCCUCCACAUUUAUUUGACAAAUAAAAUUCGCAGAAUUUUAAAAUAUUGUGCAGAGAAUUUUUAACUUUUUGGUGCAGAAUGCCUUCAGGAGUAAAGGUACGUCGACGAGAGAGUGUCACCUGUCAACACAGUGCAGUGAAGACACCGCGGUAAGUCGAUCUAAGCUACGUCAACUCCAGCUACAUUAUUCACAUAGCUGGAGUAGCGUGAGUUAGGUCAACUUACCCCCGUCGUGAAGACAAGCCCUUAUGUAUGUUCCUCAUCUGAGCUGCCACUUGUAGACAGUUUGGUCAGGUUUACUGAGGUUAUGCUGAUCUCUCAUUCCUCUAGACCUAGACCAGUAGUGUCUGUUUCCUUUAGGUUUCUUUAGCUCUGAAGGAUGAGAAAUUACUUAUGCCUAAAUGCUACUAAGACUUUGUUGCUGUUGCAGGCCCAAACUAGGUGUAGUGCAUUUGUAGGUUUUGCUAAUGUAAAAUUGGUGUAGUCCUUUAGCAGGGCUUUAUCACACUCCCAUAUAUAUAAUAUAAAAUAAAAGCUCCCAUUUGACUUCAGCAAGAGUUGGAUCAGGCCCUUAGUAUGUUGCUGCCAUCACUUGGAAAAUUUUUGCCUAACCCUGAAUGUUGGCAAGUGAAUAUACUCCCUUCCCCUGUUGAGUGCUGUAGACUUAAUCUUUGCCCUCAUCAAGAAUGGGCUUAAUUAUUGUAGUACUUUUUAUCAUCCAGUGCUUCAUAUCCUGUCAAACAGAUCCAAACACUCCAGCUGGGUAUUGGGUUCUGAUUGCAGCUUUCACGUGCCGUGUUCUUCACAUUGACCUGAUUUGUUUGUUAAAUCAAUUUUAAUUCUUACUUACAAAGCCUACCAUUAUCUAGCACAACAAUGCAGAAUUCUUUGUAUUAUAGAUUUCAGCUCAAACUCUCACAGAUUGCUAGCGGUGUCCAAAUCCUGUAAUAAUUUUUUUUCUUGUACAGUAAUUGAGGAUUUAUAUACAGUGCCCUCUCUUUCUAGAAUGCUCUAGUGUUGAUCUCAGGGAGACUCCCACUUUACAUGGAUUUAGAAGUCAGUUUAUACUGUCUCUGAAAACACUGAAUGUAGCUGGGUUCAUUGUACAACAAAGCAUGUUUGAAUGAUAUGCUAUCUUUGGCUUUUUGAAUAAAUCAGUAUUUUGUUGAAUAAUUAUAAUGUGUGUGGCACUUCCAUUCUCUGUUUUACUGAUGAAAUGUCUGCUUCUUCGCUGUUCAACAUUUUUGCAUUGGGGCCUUGCAGUGAUGAAAUAAAUUUUACAAUGUGUGUACUAAAGUAUCAUUCCGUGUAUUGACAAUGUUUUAUUACACGUUAAGGAUAACUUCAUGUUUACCAACCGGAAAUAACCCCAGUAUAAAUUUCUCACAUUAACACUGUUUAUAAAGGAAUAGGUA
Chelonia mydas (Green sea turtle) is the source of this 7089-nucleotide messenger RNA. Its product is annotated as protein CLN8. The transcript has 3 exons. Gene Ontology annotation, biological process: lipid homeostasis. Bases 557 to 1423 code for a protein of 288 amino acids. Gene Ontology annotation, cellular component: membrane; endoplasmic reticulum. The record is from RefSeq and is a predicted model, not a curated record. Lineage: Eukaryota; Metazoa; Chordata; Testudines; Cheloniidae.